Molecule: messenger RNA, 1494 nt
Organism: Lodderomyces margitis
Lineage: Eukaryota; Fungi; Ascomycota; Pichiomycetes; Serinales; Debaryomycetaceae
Exons: 1
Coding region: 1-1494 (497 amino acids)
Source: RefSeq, a predicted model, not a curated record
AUGUUAUUAUUGGUGAUUUAUAUACAGAGCAACACAAUCAACGACCAGGUCGCUGAUACGGUUUCCAAAAAGGCGUCCGAUGCAACGCUAUUUGAUCAUGAGUAUGCAUUAGACAAGAAUUGGAUAGAAAAAUAUGGAACCGAUAGUCAUGAUGCCGCCCACCCCUUACCUUAUUCCAUGUCGGCAAAUACCAUUCAACUGGUUCAGUUGCAACAAAACCGAAACGAAAAAACCAACGAUGCAUCGUCCCUCAUAAACGUCGAAGAUCACUAUGACAUGCUAAGCGUACCGAAGAGAGAGACCAUGCGUGGUGAGAAUGCCAUAGACAAGCAGAAAACACGUAUGCAGCGAUGGAAACUGAUCAACGAUGAGCGACAAUUCAUGUCUCAUAUUAAUGAAUCGUUGCUCCCACCUGUUUUGAGGAACAAUAAGCGGCUCUCGGAAGAUAAUGAGGGAGAUGGAGCCGGAGACAUGCAGGGCUUGGAGCAGAUUAGUGGAUUUAAACCAAGAAAGUUGCGUUCUACGAUGACAUUAGACGAUUGGAACCUCGAGGAAUACAAUAACGCCAGAAAAAUAUCUGGCUAUACUGUUGUGCCUGGUGUGCACCACAUUGUUAGUGAUUCCAAUUUGUACAAAAAGCCUAUUGACACAAAUGAUGUGCAUUUAUUGCCCCCAAAGGAAAGUCCGGUGGAGAAUAUCGACGAUUUGAGUGACAUUGAUACCCACAAACCAUCGCUAGAUAGAGAUUUUAGUUACCCAUCAAAUCAAAGUGAGUGUGCACCUUCCCUCCACACUUAUAGAAAGGAAAGUUCCAAUUCCCAAAUCACUCAACUGAGUGUCAAUGUCAGCAAAGAUCAAGAACAGUCUCAGGCCAUCUCGCCAUAUCCGUUACCAGAACCCACGACCCCACCUCCAUCAAAUGAACUGCUGGCCCACUCUAAAAACAAUUCACCGAUCAAAAAGUUUCUAACCGAUAGCCCGAGAAAGAUUUUCCGCUCGAGUACAACUACAUUCCACCAACGUCAUCACAACCAUUCAAGCUCAAUUGCAUCAAAUUCAUACUCCUUGAUGUCGGGUGUCUCUUCUAGAUCGAGAUCGUCAUCACCAAAAAAAUUGAAAUCGUACUUGAAGAUUCACAAGCAUAGUUUGAGUGUGCCAAACUUUGCUAUCAACAAGUUGUCGCCAUCACAGCAGUCAAACUCGCCACUUCCUUCUCCUCAGCAUUCAGAAUACUUUUCUGUCAAUUCAACCAAGCUCAUCGAGCCAAUAGACUUGUGGGAAAUACAAACUACAAACUUUACGUACGAUGAAGCUGAAGGCCACUCAUAUGGCGAGCCAAGGAUCAAUGACGGUAAUGGUGAGACAGAUGGGGCAAAUGACGGAUCAAGAGUCAGUUCUCUACCAAGUCAAGCUAUUGGGGAGUAUGAUAGGGAAAAAUGGCGGACAAUCAAGAUGUGUAAAGACGGGGAAACCAUAGAAAAAUCAUGUGUAUAG